AUGUCCGAGACCACUACUACAGCUAAGGCGUCCACGCUGCUGAAGGCCCCUUCUGGAAGAUUGUUCUCUCAGGGAACUGACGUCAAAUACGGUGAUUUCCGUGAUGACAUUCUUCAAAACGGCUACGCAGUGGUGAAAGGUGCUAUCGCUCGCGAUCGAGCUUUGAAAUACGCAGACGACAUCUACACUUGGCUAGAGGAAUUCAACCUCGGAUUUGACCGCAAUGAUCGUUCAACAAUUCACAAGGACCACCUCCCCGACAUCAACGAGAAAGGAAUGUGCUUGGGGUACGGCAUCUCCCACGAGUCAUUUACCUGGGCUGUUCGUCAAGAGCCAGCUGUAGUGGGCGCAUUUGAGAAGGUUUAUGAUACUGAGGAUUUGAUUGUGUCAUUUGACUCUGUGAACAUCGGAUUCCCCAACAGAAUGGAUAUCAAGCCCAAUUCGCCAUGGCCUCAUCAAGACCAGGAUCCUGAAAAGCCUGGAUUCCGGUGCUUGCAAGGCCUUGUCAAUCUACUUCCUAAUGGGCCUCAAGAUGGUGGUUUAAUUGUUUGCAAGGGCGCACAUUUGUUGAGUGAAGAGUUCCACGCCAAUUUCAAGGACGAGGAAAGGAUUUGGUCUUGGACUAAGGAGUGGUACGGAUUUACUGAGGCUGGACAGGCCUGGUUGAAAGACAAGGGUUGCGAAUGGAUCAAGGUGGAAGCUGAACCGGGCGACCUGCUUCUCUGGGAUUCACGAACACCUCAUUACAACGUGUCUUCUGAGACAAACCAAGAUCGUUUCUGUGUUUAUACCUGCUUCAUGCCUGUCGCAGAUGCAACGAAGGAACAGCUUCAGACAAAAAAGAUGGCCUUUGAAGAAACCAAAAUGACCACUCACUGGCCCAAUGCAAUGCACGUCGUCGAUCUUCCGGUUUUCAGGAACGGAGAGGCUGAUCCUUAUAAUCGCUCGAAGCCUCGAGAGUCGGUGAAGCUUACCGAGCGUGGAUAUAGGUUGACUGGCAUUCCUUAUCUUGAGCAGAUGGCUUAG
Penicillium nucicola is the source of this 1026-nucleotide messenger RNA. RefSeq lists its product as uncharacterized. The transcript has 5 exons. Lineage: Eukaryota; Fungi; Ascomycota; Eurotiomycetes; Eurotiales; Aspergillaceae. The record is from RefSeq and is a predicted model, not a curated record. The coding region runs from base 1 to 1026 and encodes 341 amino acids.